Molecule: messenger RNA, 499 nt
Organism: Tribolium madens (black flour beetle)
Lineage: Eukaryota; Metazoa; Arthropoda; Insecta; Coleoptera; Tenebrionidae
Gene: Cpap1-d
Product: U-scoloptoxin(01)-Cw1a-like
Exons: 3
Coding region: 125-469 (114 amino acids)
Cellular component (GO): extracellular region
Molecular function (GO): chitin binding
Source: RefSeq, a predicted model, not a curated record
CAGAUUAACCCACCAUCAACAAAUAUAUUAGCGUUAAAGGGUAAUUUUUUUAUUAUUGCUCAGUCUCUACUUGGACCGAACUGGUCAAUUUCUGGCAAGUAAUUAGUGGUGUUUGUGAGAAAUAAUGAAGGUUUUGGGUGUCGCAUGUUUAUUAAUCUUGUCUGUGUACGGGGGACAUUACAUAAUCCCCGGACACCCCCCUUUCGACGCCUACCACGACCUGCACCUCCCUCACAACCCCCCAUUACACCCAACUUGGGCCCGAGUGCCCCACACGAGUUUUACUUGUCUGGGGCGCAACCCCGGAUAUUACGCCGACAUCGAAACCGGAUGUCAGGCUUAUCAUCGUUGUGAGUACAAUUCUGCAGCAUCAUUCCUGUGCACAAAUGGGACUUUGUUUAACGAACAGUUCCAAGUCUGCGACCAGUUUUACAACGUCAGGUGUGGCUCGCCGUACAUAGAUUUGUAAUGUUUCACUCUCAUUAAAUUAUUUAUUGGC